Molecule: messenger RNA, 970 nt
Organism: Pocillopora damicornis (cauliflower coral)
Lineage: Eukaryota; Metazoa; Cnidaria; Anthozoa; Scleractinia; Pocilloporidae
Product: transcription factor HES-4
Biological process (GO): regulation of DNA-templated transcription
Molecular function (GO): DNA binding; protein dimerization activity
Source: RefSeq, a predicted model, not a curated record
GAUCGCAUCAUGCAUGUCGGACAGUUCACGACAAACACUCGCAGAGUCAACAUCGUCGGAGAAUUUCAUUCAAAAACUUAACAUUCGAAAACAUGGCCGUUGAAUGUGUCAAUAGCACAGCCUAUGUAGGCAAGAUUCUUUCAGAGAGGCGGAAGGCUAAGAAACCUCUCAUGGAAAAAAUGCGUCGUGCCAGAAUUAAUGACAGUUUGAACGAACUCAAGAACCUUGUUCUGGAACUCCUUCAGAAAGAUGCCUCUCGUUAUUCCAAGAUGGAGAAAGCUGAUGUUCUUGAAAUGACCGUGACUUACCUAAGAGCCAUGCACCGAAAAGACAGUGGCAUUGAAGAUCCUCAGUCACCAGCCGAAUACAGAGCCGGCUUCAACCACUGCGUGAGCGAAGUCAACAGAAGUAUGACAAGUGAAGGAAGCGAGCAGCUCAGGGAAAAACUCUUGUCACACUUGGCUUCAUGCUACCAUAGCAACGCCACUAACCGUGUCGCCACGAGCCACGCGUCAGGGAUUCCCGCCAUGACUCAGAGUUUUCCCGCCAUUGCGCCUAACACCGUCUGGGUUCCAUAUCCUUCACCACCGCCAUCUCCCACAAAUCAACCUACAAUUUUUAAUCCCUUAACAAGUCCAAUUAAAACUGAAAUGCCAAGAAUACCAUCCCCGAUCAGUCCAUCGGCAGUUCAAACACAGAAAAUCAGCAUCUCGCCUGCGAGUUCUCCAAGCGCCACUACAAAGACACCGCUAUGGCGUCCUUGGUGAUCAGUGAACGCCGAAAUAAAUCUACAGUGUUAGAAAUUGAUCUCAAAACAAGCGACAUCGAGAGAUUUUUCCUCUUGCAAAUAAUUUAUCCAGAAGAGCCUACUUUUAAUAUUUACUAUGUAAAUAGUCGUAACGUAUUUAAAUUUUUAAAAAAGAUUUUAUUAUCGACAAAAGGUUAUGCUGCGAGGCAGUUUUAAAUAAAA